CCGGCCGCCGCCCCGCCGCUGCCAUGCGCCCGCCGCUCGCGCUGCUCCUCCUGCUGCGGCUCGCGCCGCCUGUGGCCGCGGCGGCUGCAGAGGCGCCCGUGAGCGCGCGCCGCAGCCUGGUGUGGGGACCGGGUCUGCGGGCGGCCGUCGUCCUGCCCGUCCGCUAUUUCUACCUGCAGGCGGUCAGCGCGCAGGGCCAGAACCUCACUCGCUCACCCCCAGGUCAAACAGUAUUCAAAGUAGUAGUCAAACCUCUGUCAUCUAAAGAGGUAGCCCGGAUUCAUGUCCCUGCACCUUUGGACAGGAAUGAUGGGACAUUUUUGGUGCGAUACAGAAUGUAUGACACUGUCAACAAAGGGCUGAAGAUAGACGUCCUUUAUGGUGAUGAACAUGUGGCUCAGUCUCCCUAUAUUUUGAAAGGCCCAGUGUUCCAUGAGUACUGCGAGUGUCCAGAAGAGGAUCCUCAGGCCUGGCAGGAAGCUCUUUCUUGUCCAACCUGGGAGCCCCAGAUCGAAGAAGAUUUUGCCUCCUUCCCCACCAUCAACCUCCAGCAGAUGCUAAGUGAAGUUCCCAAAAGAUUUGGGGACGAGAGGGGUGCCAUUGUUCAUUACACAAUUCUUAACAACCACAUUUACCGGCGGUCUUUAGGGAAAUACACAGACUUCAAAAUGUUCUCUGAUGAGAUUUUGCUGUCGCUGGCAAGAAAGGUUCGUCUCCCAGAUUUAGAAUUUUAUAUUAAUCUUGGCGAUUGGCCCUUGGAACAUCGAAAAAUCAAUGAAACCCCCAGCCCUGUACCUGUCAUUUCCUGGUGUGGCUCUCUGGAUUCAAGAGAUGUGAUCCUUCCAACAUACGAUGUCACCCACUCCACACUCGAAGCAAUGAGGGGUGUUACGAAUGAUCUGCUUUCUAUUCAGGGAAACACAGGGCCUUCCUGGAUCAAUAAAACAGAGAAAGCUUUCUUCAGAGGUAGAGAUAGUCGGGAAGAGAGGCUGCAGUUGGUACAGCUGUCCCAAGAAAACCCACAGCUGCUAGAUGCAGGAAUUACAGGCUAUUUCUUUUUCCAAGAGAAAGAAAAGGAGCUUGGAAAAGCCAAGUUAAUGGGCUUUUUUGAUUUCUUUAAGUACAAGUACCAAGUGAACGUGGAUGGGACUGUGGCUGCGUAUCGGUUUCCGUACCUCAUGCUGGGUGACAGCUUGGUGCUGAAGCAGGAUUCUCCAUACUAUGAACAUUUCUACACCACACUGAGGCCUUGGAAACACUAUGUUCCAGUUAACAGGAAUCUUAGUGACUUACUAGAGAAAGUUAAAUGGGCCAAAGAAAAUGAUGAAGAAGCCAAGAAGAUUGCAAAAGAAGGACAGCUGGCUGCUAGAGACCUGCUACAGCCACACAGGCUCUACUGCUACUAUUACCGAGCCCUGCAGCAAUAUGCCGAACGCCAGUCCAGCAAACCUGAGCUACGUGAUGGAAUGGAACGUGUUCCUCAGCCCGAUGACACCUCCACCUGCCAGUGCCACAGGAAGGGGCCUUUGAAGGAAGAGCUUUAAGGCCACCCAAACUCACACUCCUCUGUAUCCAGCUGCAUCUGUGAGGGAGGACUUCAAAUAGACGCUAAGAUGCAAAGGAAGUACAGGAGACUUCACCCAGUGGGCCACUUCUGCUGGUGGCUUUAUAUAAUGUGGCCCAAUAUAGCAAUAUUUGAGCAAGUAUUACCAGGUUAUCUUUGGAUAUUAACUUCUUUCAAGUAAAAACUGCUACUUACUGUCAGCAUCAAAAUUUCUCUGAAAGGGAUAUUUGCAGAUCAUAGAAGAUAGAAGCUUGCCACAAUAUGUCUCCCUGUGCUUCUCUAUUCACUGGCUUAUUUCUGUGUCGUUUACUUUCUCUCUUCUUCCAAUAACGAAGAGAAAACUUUUGUUUCCUCCUCACUGUGGCCUCUCUCGCAAGCUGCUUUUGGCAUUCAGUAAUAGCAGCUUCUUGGAAAGUCUGAUAAGAAUAGUUACGGUGGAAACUAUAGAGGAACUAGUUUUCUAAAGUACUGCUCAUGUAUUAUUAGCUAAUUUUUGAGAUAAAAAUUAAAAAGAAGCAUGGCACUGCAUACUUGUAAUUUUCCCAGCGCUCGAGAGGCUAAGACAGAAAAAUCACCAUGAGUUUGAGGUCAGUCUGGGCUACACAGUAAGUUCAACACCAAUCUGAAGGACACAGGGAGACCCUGUCUCAAAACAGCAGCAACAGAGGAGAGACUGUGCCUUAAACUGGUUAUUCGCAGUCCGUCUGGGUUGUACACCCACUAUCAACAACAGUUAUUUGUGUAGGUAAAAGCAUCUUAUAGGCAUCUUUCAUUAUCUGUAUACUAACUGGGUAAAGGGUAACUAUUGUCAAGUGUAAGUCUGUUUUUAAACAUAAAAACAAUCCUGGAAAACAUCUACAAUAAGCUUCAGGAACCCUGACGUCCUGGGAUUUACUAAUAAGCUGACAAGAGAGGCAAGCGCAUAGCCUCACGGUACCCGUCACCUGCUUCAGCGGAUUUCAUUGCCAAGAUAAAGACUUUGGAAAUUGCCUCUGCCUUUUCGACAGGGUCAGGACAUAGUACUCACAGCCCAGAAAGUCAUUACACCUUCCUUGUAGUUCUGUCAGUCCAAGAUUUAGUUUGUAACAGAACAUGCUCUAACAACAUGCUAGCCACACUGCUAUUGCAGAAGUAUUUACUCCCAUAAUUGAAACGUUUUAAUAUAAAAAUAGUGUAACAUUGUAAACCAAGUUUAGACUAAAAACAAAAACAGAAUUUCUUAUUUCUUUUCUUCCUGGUAAGAUUUUCCUGAAGAAAACACAAGGUAGUUCCUCAAAAGGACCAAUCCCCUGAUUCCAGGAAACAUUUCAGUUCCGGAUUCAGCCCUAAGAUGUUAGAAGUAUUAUAAAUAUUUUUUACUGUUUUAUACAGCUAACUAAAUUUAUCUUCACUCUUUUUGAAGAGAAAUAACCCAGCCUUUUUUUCAGUAGACAAAAACAAAACUAAAUUUCAGGACAAUAUAAUCAAAACCAGGUAUCUAAAGCAAAUUUGAACACCCACUAAUUGUUUAAAAGUGUACAAGUGUAAAUGAAAGGGCAAGCCGUCCUGAGUCCGUACUCUGAGGAAUGGCCUCGUACAUCGAUUAUCCUCAUGGCUGGGCUUGUCAAAACUGGAAUUAAGGAGAAGAGCUUGCUUUCUUCCUUCUGCCCUCCCACACACGAGGUGCUGACGGCUAGUAGUGUUUGUUAGAAACACUUCAAAUUAUAAAAGUUGAUGUUAGCUGCUUCCAAUGGUCCUCGUACUUAAAAGGAAGCUGACGACAUUCAGAAAGCUUCAAGGAGUGGAACAGGAAGGAUGUGCCUGAGAAAUAAAAAGGAGCCUCUCAAGAUAUUCGCAGGGAGUGAGCGGCCUCACCUAGAAUAUAACCCUCCGCCCACCAGACUGACUGCGCGGUUUCAGGAGAGUUAGUUCCCACGGCUGUGUGUUGACUCAAACAGAACCAAGUAGAAAUGCAAUUACUAAAACCUCAGUUCUUUACCCUUUCAGUUAACACACUACCCACCUAGUCCAUUAGCCAUUUUUAAUACUGCAGCUUCCAUAUAAAAAUCUGAAUUUUAAAAGGAGAGAGAAGUGUAAGGAUAUACAAGUAAAUAUAAGAACCUGUUUAAAUAAGCUGUCAGCAUGUUUGUUUAUGCGUUAAUACAGAAACACCCUAAGUGGUCACUAUUAGAGAAUUAGCUAAAUGCAUCCUUGAUGCAUCCUUGAUGCAUCCUUGAUGCAUCCUUUGCUUGAUGCAUCAAGGCAUCAAGCAAAACCAUUAAAGAGAAUGAAAAAGCUUUAAUUAUACAAUCAUGACAAUGAUUCAAUGAAAAACAAUUUAUAGAAACAUACCGUGAAACAAUUUACAUAAAAAAGAGAAUGGUGCAAAGUUUGGAAGGAAAGCCAGUGUGAGGAGGGAUGGAGAGAAGAAAAUUGGGGUUUCUUGCUUUAAAAAAAAAAAAAAUCUCAGGGGCUGGGGAUUUAGCUCAGUGACAUAAGCACCGGCCUUGCAAGCAGGUGGUCGUGAGUUCGAUCCCCAGAACCGAUUUUUUUAAAAAAAUCUCUUGGGUCAGAGAUUUAGCUCAGCGGUGUAAGCACCAGCUGGGCAAAUGCAUGGUCGAGAGUUUGAUCCCGUACCAAAAAAAAAACUCUUUGCUUUAUAUCUUUUUAUAAUAUUUAAAUUUUUUCUUACAAAUAUGAAUCAAAUUAUAAAGAAAAAUGCCACCUGGGAAAGACAGUAAAUGCACAAAAGACAAAUAGUAAAAGAAAAUAGAUAAUUGUGUUUUCCAUUAUGCUACUUUAGAAUAUUAUGUCAUGAACAUGUUAUAUAUGCUUUUUAAAUAAAGUAAAUUUUCUAUAUAAAA
Cavia porcellus (domestic guinea pig) is the source of this 4407-nucleotide messenger RNA. RefSeq names its product protein O-glucosyltransferase 3 (gene Poglut3). NCBI's taxonomy places the organism in Eukaryota, Metazoa, Chordata, Mammalia, Rodentia, Caviidae. The record is from RefSeq and is a predicted model, not a curated record. The transcript is spliced from 8 exons. Bases 24 to 1544 code for a protein of 506 amino acids. Gene Ontology annotation, molecular function: protein binding; glucosyltransferase activity. Gene Ontology annotation, cellular component: endomembrane system.